AUGAGGAUACAAAAUGGAUAUAAACGAUUAUCCGUCGCUAAUGGAACAACUAUUUUAACUGCAAAGCCUUUCGCUUAUGUUUUACAAUCUUUACAUCGUAGUGAAAAGUGCGAUCAUUGUUUACAAAGUGGAAAGCUCUUUAGAUGUUCUGGUUGUCAAUACGUUUACUACUGUAAUCGAUCUUGCCAACAAAGUUCUUGGUCCACGCAUAGAAAAGAAUGUGCAAAUUUAAAAAGAAUUUCACCAAAAGUUAUACCAGACAUGGCAAGGCUUAUGGCACGUAUUAUUAUAAAAUUAAAUCAAGGUGGAGGUGAAGAAAUAGGUUAUUAUAGUAAUACUAGUUACAGAAAAUUUAAGGAUUUAAUGUCCCAUUAUUCUGACAUAAAACGGGAUAAGAAAAGAAUGGAACAUUUUGUGUGUUUAUGUGGUGUUUUACAUACAUUUUUGGAAGAUGUACCUAUACCAAAUUCUGCAGAGUUAAUGGGUAUUUAUGGCAGAAUUUGUAUCAACUCCUUUAAUAUACUUGACUUGGAUAUGAAUAGUAUUGGUAUUGGCAUUUAUUUGGGACCUUCUGUCAUGGAUCAUAGUUGUAAGCCUAAUGCUGUGGCUACCUUUGAAGGAGCCACUAUAAUCAUUAGAACAAUAGAAGAUCUUCCUUGUUUAGACUGGUCUCAGAUAAGAAUAUCAUAUAUUGACAUACUUAAAACAACAAAAGAUAGACGUGCAGAACUACAAAGUUCAUAUUACUUUUGGUGUAAUUGUAAAAAAUGUGAAGAACCAGAACCAAUGGCAGAGGCUGCAGCAUGUCCAAAUAAAUGCUGUACACAUCCUUGUUCCCCUAGUGCAGACAUAUGUGAGAAUUGUAAUACAAAAUUCCCAGAGGAGUUCGAAGAAACUUUUGAAGAAGUAUCUGAAUUUACUGCACAUCAUUUACAAAACAUGAAGAAUGUUGCUUAUUUGGAUAUAUGCAAAAUGUGUCUGGAAAAGCAAGAAGGUAUUUUACAUCCACUCAAUGUACAGCAUGUGCAGACUUUACAAGCUGCUUUUGAUUCUUCUAUAAGUUUACAACAUUGGGAGGAAGCUGAGUCAUAUGCUGAAAGACUUAUUAAUGGCUACUUAGCAUAUUAUGGAGAAGUUCAACCAUUGAUUGGAAUAUUAUAUCUCAUGAUAGGCAAAAUUCAGUUAUAUUUGGAAAAGCCAAAACUAGCUCUUGAAGCAUUGAAGAAAGCUAGCGCAGUACUAACAAUAACGCACGGGGAAAAGCAUGCUGUAAUGCGAGAAUAUUUGAGACCUCUUCUUUAUCAAGCUACCAUGGAAGGAGUUUAA
Habropoda laboriosa is the source of this 1326-nucleotide messenger RNA. It is a transcript of the gene Smyd3, whose product is annotated as histone-lysine N-methyltransferase SMYD3. Lineage: Eukaryota; Metazoa; Arthropoda; Insecta; Hymenoptera; Apidae. The coding region runs from base 1 to 1326 and encodes 441 amino acids. Gene Ontology annotation, molecular function: protein binding. Gene Ontology annotation, cellular component: nucleus. The transcript has 6 exons. The record is from RefSeq and is a predicted model, not a curated record.